This is a messenger RNA of Tricharina praecox, 1204 nucleotides long. RefSeq lists its product as uncharacterized. The transcript is spliced from 4 exons. NCBI's taxonomy places the organism in Eukaryota, Fungi, Ascomycota, Pezizomycetes, Pezizales, Pyronemataceae. Gene Ontology annotation, molecular function: protein binding. The record is from RefSeq and is a predicted model, not a curated record. Bases 297 to 1124 code for a protein of 275 amino acids.
GCGUUCGCCAGGCACUUAUGACUUACAUUAUUAUUGCUGUCUAGUAUCCGUCGUCUACUUUACCUAUAAAACCCCCGAAGUGUCAAUCCCGGUCCCUUCGCUUUCCACGCAUCGCCCUCUUCGAUACUCGACCGACUGCCCGACCGAAAAGCGAACAGCUACACUCCCGAAAUACACACCCACCCCGGACACGGCCACUCUUCGUUGCCAUAGCCCACCACAACCGUCGCAUCGUUGCCGAACCGAAGCCCCCCGAAACACUGCCACGCCCGCCUACGCCCACGCACACGCCGCCCAUGCCGACUACAUUGCUUCUCGAGAGUCUUCCGUUGGAAGUGCUCCACUGCGUUCUAUCGAGUCUCACCGCGUCGGAACUAGUCCGCGUUCGGUCGACGUCGGUGCGGCUUCGCGACCUGGCCACGGCGAACAUCCACUGGCGGCGGUGCCUGCUGUCCGACGUGGUGCCCGUGUUCGCAGCGCUGAGCGACGUGGCGGCGAUCCCGCCGCGGACGUGGUCGUUCUCGCUGAGCCACGACGGGUGGUUCCGCGCGUACCGCGAGCUGCAGCGGGUGGCGCAGGAGCCGUGGUUGAAGCGCGACGAAGACCUGAUCGGCGGGCCGUGGAUGGUCUAUUUCAAACACCACCUGGAGGAUCGCGACCUGGUCGGCGUAGAGGAUCCACACGCCCUGAUCGAGUUCACCGCCGAGAGACUCGCCGUUUGGGUCUCUGGCAUACCGCUGCAUAAUCGCCGCUGGUGGCUGCAGGAGGAUGAGGAGGGCGUGGUCAAGAUGCGAGUCACCGCAUACCCGCCCAACGAGCCGGGACGCGAGCCCAUCUCGCUCUGCCGGAGCCUCGAGCAUUCCACGGUCCUCAUGGUCUCCGACGCACCGGAGUUUUUGGACGCGCUUGUCACGCUCAACGACGAGAUAUUGGACGAGGCGGCACGCACAGGACAGAUAACGCCAACGGAGUUGGCAACGCGGCAGAACGCCAUGCUGGAGGCGAAGCAGCUCGUGCCGUCCGACUACGAAUCGAGACACCAGCGACUGCGGCUGUCGCUCGGCCUCGGAAGGGAGGUUCUAGACGAUGAUGACGAGCCGGAGGAUGAGGUAGGUUCCAAGUGAUGGCUCGGUGGAGGACUUUUACGAAGACUCCUACUACGAAGAUGGAGAUGGGGAAGAUGGGGAGCUUGGCAACGGCAACG